AUGAGAAAGAAGAGAGCAUUAAAUGAAUUCGAAUUUGUUGAGAAGAAGGACAAUGGUAAGGCUCAAGAAGAAUUAGGAAAAGGAGCCUUUGGGAGAGUGCGUUUGGCUCAUGAUAAAGUGACUGAUACAAAGGUAGCAAUCAAAACGAUUCCCAAAAAAUUGCUUAAAGAAAAUGCAUAAGCUGAAAAUAUUAAACGAGAAAUAAAGCUGCAUAGGAAAUUAGAUCAUCCUCAUAUAGUAAAAUUGUAUCACUCUCUUGAAGAUGAGACUAAUGUUUACCUUGUGCUGGAAUACGUUCCUAUGGGGAACUUGUUUGUCUAUUUAAAAAAGCGCAAGACUUUAGAGGAGCAAGAAGCGUUCGUUUAUUUUUUACAAACUGCAUUAGCCUUAGAUUACUUGCAUAAGAAGGGAAUUAUACAUAGAGACUUGAAGCCAGAAAACAUCUUAUUGGAUGCAUAAGGCAAUAUUAAAAUAUGCGAUUUUGGGUGGUCUGCAGAACUGCAACCAGAGAGGAGAACAUUUUGCGGAACACUGGAUUACAUGUGUCCAGAAAUGUUAAACAGUUAAAAUCAUGAUCACAGAGUAGAUAUAUGGGCUAUGGGGAUUCUCUUAUUUGAAAUGCUGCAUGGUCACGCGCCUUAUAAUAAAAAUAGAUAAUCAUAAGAAGUUGUUAUUAAGGCGAUCUUAAAUGCUGCUACUACUAAAAUACCAUUUAAUGAUAAAAUUUCAAAUGAUGCAAAAGAUUUAAUUUAGGCACUCUUAAAAGUUAACCCGCUUGAUAGGUUGAGCAUGGAGGAGAUUUUCAAUCAUAAAUGGAUUAAAGUUCAUGCAAGAGCAUUAUAAAUAAAUAUACCUGAAUUUGUUUAUGAAAAAGGAGUAAAUGAAACAGUUUAAUCCAUAUAAGACAUAUCUAUAGAUUUUGGUAAUCUUACACAACCAUCUAAUAAUUAUUAAUCUUAAAAAAUUCCAUCAAAAUAGCCAGGUAUAUAAUAAAGAUAAGAAAAUCCAAAUUUUUAUUCAUAAUAAUUACCUUCAUCUUCACCAUCAUUAAAUAAUUCAACCUAUUAAUAAUAACAAUAAUAAUAACAACAUUAAUAAUAAUAACAUUAAUAAUAAUCUACUACUCCUAAUAAGAAACCAUCAUUUGAUUAACUAUUUUAAUCAACACAUAGCAAUACUAAUAAUCCUCCCUUACCUUAAUAUGAAUCAACUUCCAAAUCUCCUACCAGAUUAACUCCAGAAUAGUAAAGAUAAAAAAAUGAAUUAUUAGGCAUCAAUUAAAUGGAGACAUCAAAAUAAAUGGAAUAAUCGAAUAGAAUCAAUUAUUAAAUGCAGUAAAGCUAAGAUAUGCAAAGAUCGUAAAUGAGAGAUCAAUCACCCAAUUAAUCUAUGAUGAAUUCUAAUUAUUAAGGUGUCUCUCCAAAUAAACCUGGUGUCAGUCCCAAUAGUAGAAAACCUAUUCUCAAUGAUAAGAUGGCUCAAUCUCAAAUGAUAAUUAAUAAGUAUACUUAGCAAUCAAAUAACUAAUCAGGAAUGUUUAAAAGUUAAGACAUUGCUAAUCAGCAACCUUAAUAAUCUGAUGAAUUUACAAAAUAUAUGUAAUAAGAAUAGGAAAGAAAAAGAAAGGAAGAAGAAUUUAGAAAACAAUAAUUAGCCGAUUUAUAAAAGAGAGAAGAAUAAAGAUUAUUAGAAGAAUAGAGAGAAAGAGAAGAGAGAUAGAAAUAAGAAGAAUUAGAAAGAUCAAGGAGGUUAAGAGAAUAAGAAUUAGAAAAUUAAAGAAAGAUUAAAGAAUUUGAAGAGGAGUAAAAACGAUUAAGGGAACAAGAAAAAUUAAGAAAGUAAAGAGAAUAAGAAGAGUUUUUGUAAAGGUAAAGAGAACAAGAAUAAGAAAAAUAGAGAAAGGAGAAGGACGAAUAAGAUAGACUUAGAAAAGAAUAAUUGAGAAGAGAAUAGGAAGAUAGAGAUCGUAAAGUCAAAGAGUAGGAAGAAUAAAGGAGAAGGGAAGAAUAGGUAAAAAGAGAGUAGGAAGAAAGAUAAAGGAGAGAAUAAGAAAAGUGGGAGUAGGAAUAGAGAGAAAGAUUAAGAAAAGAAAAGGAGGAAUAAGAUAAGAGAAGGUAGUCUGAAGAAUAAUAAUAAGAGAAAUUAAAACAAUAAGAAAGAUAAAAGUAACAAUAUGAAGAACAACUACGAUUAUAAAAAUAAUAGGAAUAAGAUAGAAAGUUAAGAGAAUAUGAAGAGUAGAAAAAGCAGUUAAAUCGAUCUAAUUCUAGAAAUGUUAGAAGUUAAGAAACAGAAGAAGAUAAAUAGGCUUAAAAGUUAAAGGAACUAGAAUAAAAAGCAAGAUAAGAAUAUUAACAACAUUUGAUAAAUCAAAGUAAUAGUAGUUAUGCAAGUAAAUAAAUAAGUGAAAGCAAACAACAGAGAAGAUAAAUAUCUGAUGAUGAUCUAUUUAUUGCAACAAAUAAUAAUUCUUAUAUACCAUAAAAAUAAAAGAAUGAAAUGAAUGAGGACGAAUAUGAAUUAGAAUAGAAGCUUCAUAAUAUGUUAGUGUAAAAUCUGUAAUUAGAAUUGCCUCCUAUUACUAAGACAUUAAAACCUGAUGAAAACAGCAAUCUUGAUUGGGAUAUCAGUGUGAUUGAACAAUAAUAGAAACAAACUCCAUUAAUGAAAUAAUAUGAAAAUAUUUAAUAAGUAGAAGUUGCCAUGCAUCAAAUUCCAUAAAACAAUAAAUCACUAUCACCUAAUACUAGAUAAACCAGAUUUACUCCAAGAGUCACUAAAAUGGAAGAUAGACCAACUCAUAUUAAUAAUAUGUUAGAUGAUUAAUUGGAUGAAUGGGAUCUCAGUGAAGAUCCUUAAGUAAAGUUACUUAAUCAAUUGCUGGAAUAGCCAGAAAGGCAAAAAAAGGAGAAGCAGAAGUAAAAUGUUAAUACUAGCUCUAAUAAUGGAUAUUCAUCUCAAUCUUAAUAAUAAAUAUCUGUAUCCACUCAACCUACAAAUAAAUUUAGUUUCGGUGAAAGUAAAGCUAAGCAGACUUUCAAACCAGAAACUAUUGAAAAUGUAGAGGAAAGCUUUAGGCAAGAUAGAUCAAUGAGAAUGAACACUUCUAGAGAUAGGAGUAGGAAUAAGAUACCAGCUAAAUCAAAUCCAAAAUAUAGGUAAAUCUAAUAAGAGUAAGAACCAGUUGAAGAAUAGUACGAUGAAGAUUAAUUAGAAGAUCUAAAGAGGUCAAAAUCAUCCAAUCAAGAAAACACCUAUGACUAAAAACUAAAACAAUUUAAAAAAUAUGACCACAAUCCAUAUUCAGAUAAUUACCAAAAUUAAACUUAAGAACAAUACAAACCAAGAAAGAGUAGGAUAAGCGAAAGACAAAAUAGAACUAUUCCUUAGAGACCAUUAUAAGAAAUGGACUUUUUUGAUAGACUAAAAUUUGCCUUCGGGUGUUUAUCCAGAAGAUAAUGA
Molecule: messenger RNA, 3462 nt
Organism: Paramecium tetraurelia
Lineage: Eukaryota; Ciliophora; Oligohymenophorea; Peniculida; Parameciidae
Exons: 3
Biological process (GO): mitotic spindle organization; regulation of cytokinesis; protein phosphorylation
Cellular component (GO): chromosome passenger complex; spindle pole centrosome; spindle midzone
Molecular function (GO): protein kinase activity; ATP binding
Source: RefSeq, a predicted model, not a curated record